CGCUGAGCGAAGCCUCCCAUACAGAUGAGCGCUGGAAGCCACGCGCCUCUUGACGUAGCCACUGACCGUUUGCGGUGCCACUCGGUCUCCGUAGCACGUAUUGCGCAACGUGACUGAUGCUUUACUGGCUGCACGGCGGGCACAUCCGGCUCCCACCGUCGGCGUGAAUUCAUUAGAAAAGUGGUGUCAUACAGCGGACACCUUUUUUUUCUGAGGAGCUGGGGAGGAAACGAUCCAUCGCUCCACAUCAGUCUGGACUGGACCCUCCCUCUUGUCUUUGGCAGCGGCGGAGAUGAGCUGAGCAGCGUCGGGGCUGCAGUCGUGAUGUGACUGUGAGAGCAGAGCGCACACUGUAGCAUUGCCAGCAGCGUCUUCAUCACUUUUUCCACCGAGAAAUCCAACCGCUGAGGUUUCCACUGUGUUUUUGUGACUACAGAGGUGAUGGCUUCGUUUUGACAGCAUGCAUCAACAGCAGCGGAGCGAGCCGUGACCACAGCCAGAAUUUAGCCAAUGUCCGUGGGUACAGAGCCCCCGUCCGCCCGCAGUCAACAGCGUCUGUGCGGCUCCUCGGUUUGCGGCUUCGUAGCUCUUUGCUGAAGACACACGGGUUCUCUGUGAGGAGGAAGCCAAACUGGAGGCGAGGAGAGGUCGCUGUUUGGUCUAAGGCCGGGCUGUCUGCAGCCCACUGUCUCUCCACAUCCGCCGCGGGGUCUCUAGCUGUGCUGCGAGCGCUGCGCCUUUUUCCUGACUUCUCCUUACCUGAAUUUGUUUGCCUCCUGCAUACAUAAAUACCUUUACUGUGUGUGUGUGAGUGUGUACCGAGACUGAAUUAGUAGAGAGCAGAGCCGCGCUGUGUCUAUGCACCUUCAUCACCCAUGAGAGGACUUCUUGCCGCUGAGAGCUGGAUAUGCAGAGAUUAACGUGAAAGGAUGGAUCUUAUUGUGUGUGUUUUGGGGCUGCUGGCGCUGGUCGUGGAGGGCAUCCGCUGCCAAGGAGUGUAUGCACCUCCGACUGUUCGCAUUAUACACUCAGGUCAUGCGUGUAACGUUGAGGAGGAGAGACACACGGAGCGAGUGUACACCAUCAGAGAGGGGGAGACCCUGGAACUCACCUGCCUGGUAACGGGGCAUCCUCGACCGCAGAUCCGAUGGACCAAGACAGCCGGCAGCGUGUCGGAUCGCUUCCAGGACUCCAGCGUGUUCAAUGAAACAUUGCACAUCGCAAAGAUCCUGAGGACCCAGGGAGGUCGCUAUUACUGCAAGGCUGAGAACGGCCUUGGCUCGCCGGCCAUCAAGUCCAUCAGGGUGGACGUCUACUACCUUGAUGACCCGGUGGUGACAGUGCAUCAGAGUAUAGGCGAAGCAAAGGAGCAGUUCUACUAUGAGAGGACUGUGUUCCUACGCUGUGUCGCCAACUCCAACCCGCCCGUGCGCUACAGCUGGCACCGUGGCAGAGAGGUCCUGACACAGGGCUCGGACAAAGGCGUGGAGAUCUACGAGCCCUUUUUCACACAGGGGGAAACGAAGAUUUUGAAGCUGAAGAACCUGCGCCCGCAGGACUACGCCAACUACAGCUGCAUCGCCUCCGUCAGAAACGUGUGUGGGAUCCCUGACCGCAAUGUUGUCUUCAGACUCACCAAUAAGACGGCCUCCCCAUCCAUCAAGCUGCUGGUGGAGGAUCCAAUCGUGGUGAAUCCUGGCCAGACGGUAUCUCUGGUGUGCAUCAACACAGGUGGGGAGCCUCCCCCCAUACUCACCUGGGUGAGCAGCAAUGACAGCCUGCCACAGAGGAGCGUGGUGAAGGGGGGGACACUCACGCUGCCAGCCAUCACCUCAGACGAGGCAGGUGUUUACAGCUGUGUGGCCAGCAACAAUGUGGGGAACCCGGCCAAGAAGUCCACAACCAUUGUGGUGCGAGCUUUGAAAAAGGGCAGAUUCUGGAUCACUCCUGACCCAUACCACAAUGACGACAACAUCCAGAUUGGACGGGAAGUCAAGAUAUCUUGCCAGGUGGAGGCGACCCCGCCAGAGGAGCUGACGUUCAGUUGGCUCAAGAACGGCCGUGCCCUGCGCAGCUCUGAGCGCAUGGUCAUCACCCAGACGGACCCGGACAUCUCCCCGGGGACCACCAACCUGGACAUCAUAGACCUGAAGUUUACCGACUUCGGCACAUACACGUGCGUUGCCGCACUGAAGGGCGGAGGCAUCCCCGAGAUCAGCAUUGACGUCAACAUCUCGUCCACUACUGUCCCUCCUCUGUUUUUCUCUUUCUUAGUUCCCCCCAACCUGACAGUGCCCCGGGGCAAGUCCCCCCUGGUGGCCCGAGAGGGUGACACAGUGGAGCUGGAGUGCCUUGUUUCAGGAAAGCCCAAGCCCAUCAUCCUGUGGUCACGAGCAGAUAAGGAGGCGCCAAUGCCGGAUGGCAACAUGCAGAUGGAGAGCUACGACGGUGUGCUGCGUAUUGUUAAUGUGUCCAGGGAGAUGACGGGCUCGUACCGCUGCCAGACCAGCCAGUAUAAUGGUUUCAACGUGAAACCCAGGGAGGCCGUGGUGGAGCUGAUCGUACAAUACCCUCCGACGGUGGAGCCGGUUUAUACAGAAAUGCGUCAAGGCCUGGGCAGACCCGUGGUGAUGACCUGCAGGGUGCUGCGAGCACAUCCCUCCCGUGUGCUGAGAUUCGAGUGGCUCCUUUCAAACCGUUUGCUCCACGCUGGAGCCUUUGAUGCCCAGAAAGACGAGACAGAGUACACGAUUCGCAGCCUGAAUCGAGACGGCUGGGGGGAGUACACCUGUAAUGUCAUCAAUGAGGCCGGCGCUGGCAAAUGCACCUUCCAGGUUACAGGAAAGGCGUAUCCACCUGAGUUCUACUAUGACACCUACAGCCCUCUGUGGCAGAACAGACCCAGAGUCUACGGCUUCAAGCUGCAGUGGACCCAGAUGAACCCCAAUGCUGUGGACCGCAUUGUUGCCUACAGACUCGGCAUCAAACAGAUGGGCUUGCAGCGCUGGUGGGAACAAGAAAUCCCUGUGGACGGAGCAAUUAACAAAGGAGAGCUCAUGACGCACAACCUGACUGAGCUGAUAAAGCCUGAAUCCUUCGAGGUGCGCCUCACCCCCAUCACUCGUUUUGGAGAGGGUGACUCCACCAUCCGUAUUGUGACCUACAGCGCUCCCAUCAACCCUCAUCUGAGAGAGUUCCACUGCAGCUUUGAAGAGGAGCCCAUCUGCAUGUUCACCCAGGACAAGAAUGAUGAUUUUGAUUGGACUCGGCACAGUGCAGCUACCCGUGACACCAAGUAUACUCCCAACACGGGGCCUAGUGGUGAUCGCAGUGGCUCCAAGCAGGGUUUCUACAUGUACAUCGAGACAUCGAGGCCGCGGAAGGACGGGGACCAGGCGCGGCUCGUCAGCCCGUUUUUUAACGUAGCGCCCAAAAACCCUUACGGUAUCACCAACCCGCCUGCCUACUGCUUCGGCUUCUUCUACCACAUGUAUGGAAAACACAUAGGAACUCUGAACGCCUUCCUAAAGCAAAAGGGCCAAACAGCCUCUGAGGGACCCGUUUGGUCGCUAAGUGGUAACCAAGGUGACCGCUGGAAGCAGGCCAAAGUAAGCAUUCACCCGACAGCGUCCUUUCAGGUGGUACUGGAAGGUAUCCGUGGACCAGGUAUUGAAGGAGACAUCGCCAUCGAUGACGUCACUCUUGAGGAGGGAGAAUGUCGAGACCCACCGCCCAAUCUCAUCUCCGGGGCUCCAUCGACCUCCACCCAUAUAUGGCUGCUAUGCAUCACCUUGGUGAUGACCCUCCUAGAAGGUCAGAGGUGACCCCUCCUUCGUCAUCUCAGAGGCCAAUAUUCAGACCCACCGUCUGUGAGCUAUCCUCGGCAUCCAGUCACCAAAGAUUCAUGCAUCCUGAGAGCAGCAGGGGUUCUCUGACGGACCGCGGAGGGACCGAAAUCAAUAAGUGGAAAAAAAAAUUGUGAUUAAAAAAAAAAAAGUGACAUAAAAAGUAAUAAAGAAGAUGCCCUAAUUUUUUAAAGAGACCUCUUUUACAGAAAACACUCCUCGGUGCAGGACGUGGGACAUGUUCACGAGCACAAAGACAGGUGCGGGCAGUGGAUAAACCUGGACUUUGGUGAAAAAGCGUCACAAGCGUCGACGGAGGACAGUUUGUAAAGCACAAGAACAAUUUUAUGAAGUUAUGAAAAUAUUUCUGGAAGGUGGCCGUAUAUAGACACAGCUGACUUUUUCAAAAGGAAAUAACAUUUCCCUGCUUACAAUUACAUAGAGACAGACCUUUUCUCUGUGUUUCUUCAUCUUCAUUUUCUUGCACCAGAUGCCAAUCUCCGACAUUGGUUUUUCACUGCAGCCCAGCCCCCACGUCACACCUUGGCAUUUAUAAAUCUGCUUGGUGCUUUAUUGUAGAAAAACAUGGACUCUGGCAACUUUAAGUUCUGUCUGCUUACUCCCCUGUAGCUGCCUAUGUAUCUCUUAACACUGUGCUCACGAGUCCAAGUGGCCAACCGCCAGUAUGGUGGCAGAAUAAAAGAAGAAGAAGAAGAAUCAGCGUGGGAGAAGACACCGGGACUGGAGGGCAGAGAGAACUUCAAGCUUAUGAGUGGUGGAACGAGGGCAGAGAGGAAGAGCAGAGGAAGAGGAGGAGCAGGCAGAGAGUAGAGGAAGUUCAGACGAGUGAGGCCUGACUCUAAUAUUCAGUCAGCGGUCCACCUGUGGAACCGAAGCCACUUUACUUUCUGCCAUGAAACAAAGUGCCUUCAGAUUACAAACCGAAUCGUGAGCCUGGGCGUUAAUCGACACUUAACACAUCUCUGUUCAUGUUUCCUCUGAUGGGCUAUUUUCUACAUGUUUCUUUCGCCCCACAAGUGCUGACGGGAGGACAUGCGCGCGUUCAAGAGGGAGGAUGGUGGCUGUGCAACACCUGGAUUUUACUCCUGUUGGGACAGUUGCCCGUAUGUGUGUGUGUGUGUGAGUGUGUGGUUGUGUUUGUGUGUGUGUGUGUGUGUGUGCGUGCAUGCGCCUAAGCCUAUGCCUACGUGUAUUUCAAAGUGAGGGCAGCCGAACAGGCACGACUGGCAAGACCCAAGCACAGGUUUGGAAGGAAAAAAAAAUCGAUUAUAACGGCAGCAACAGUGAAAGUCUGGCUCUGGAUCUUUUUUGCAUAAGGACAGUUUAAGUUCAUACGAGAGGAUUAAGACGCUUUGUUGACUUAAUACCCCACUUUCUUCCCAUAAUUCUCCCUCUCUGCAGGUGAGCAUUUUUUUAAACAAAGAAGAACAACUGCUGAAUCAAACUGUGUACAGGGAGGAGAUUAUAGGAACCCUUGGACCGCAGGCUCUUCAUGAGGGUGAUUUGCCUCGUCCCUGUGUGCCACCGUUUCUAUGGAACAAUAUCAGAAUAAAAGAUAAUAAUGACCAUAAUAAUAGUCAUGAUAUUUUAUUACUCUAGUGAGAAUGUUUCUCUGCUUUUACACAAACUGUGAAGAUUGACUGUGGAAGAUCUACCUGAGACCAUAACCUUAACCAGCGGGGUUUUUAAAAAUGUAUUGUAAAAAAGAGAAAAUAAGAAAAUGAAAAAUUCCGUUCAUUGUUGGUUAUGACAAAUGUUUUUGAGGACUUGUGUCUUGUUUCCUAAGUUUUUCUGUUGAAGAUGACUUAACUUCCUUUCUCUUCUUGUUGUCUCCCUUUGCAUUGCUGAAGUAUCAAAGCUGACGAAAGCAUAAGACGUAAACCAAUUUGGUAACUGUAUAACUUGUAAAUGUUAAAGAAGCUCUAUUCAAAGGUUUAUGAUAAAUGUUUUAUGUUGGAGUACAGGAAGCACAACAUACAGUUCAAGGUCUGAACAUAUAAAAAUCCAUUUUUUAUAUUUCUUUGCAUGUAUGUGACCCACUUCCAAACACUCAGGCUCUGGAGCAAGUCCACAGUUAACGGCAGAUCCUUUUGUGUCAUGUUCUUGCAACACUGAGGCAAACCUGUUUAGCUGUGGCGUGCUGUCUGGCUUCACAGUGUUGUGGUCGUUCAGAUAAUGUAGCCUCUUCAGUGGAAGCCUGAGUUCGCCUGGAGUGGGUCGCGUACAUGUGUGAGCAUAAGCUGUGUACAAUAGAUGUGAUGAGAAACUGAUACAUGUAAAAGAAGAUAAAUAUGCCAAGCAAAACAGAGCAGAAUGAUGAGCAUUUCAGGGCAUCCUUACGUACGCUACUAUAUCAUUACGGCCUCUCUGAUGUGAUCACAGGCGUUAACAUGCUGUCCAUUUCUCUUUUGUUUGCUUUUCUGUUUUAGAUCGUUUCGUUUCCAUAAGGCCCAGAUCAACGUGAAUGUAAAAAAGAGAGUAGAUUCUUGUCUAAAUAGAUGUAAUGUUUCUCCAACGCAUCUGUUUGUGUGUUUGCGUGUUUGUGUGUGGUUGAUGAGAACUUGCAGACAUUCACACUUGUCAACAACAAGACGUUGGACUGACUUUGACGUCAUUUCCAUGUGAGUAAGCUCAAAAAAAAAAAUCCACCUAUUUGCUAUAUCCUUUUGUGGUUUAGGUAUAAAAUUGCUCAAGUGCUCCAUGUGAUCUUCACUGUUUCUAAGUAUGGAUAUGAGUUGAUAAGGACAUUUUGGUAACUGUUUCUUUUACAAACCCCUGAUCAAUAUAUGAUGUGAAUAAAAGAAGUCAGCAUAUGAUAGCAUUACAGAUUACAGCUGGAUGUACAUGAAAUAACAUAUUGUUUUCAUUGUUGUCAACGGUUAAAUUGAAUAAUAACACAUGUAGGGAAAGUCACAAACUUGUCAAGGCUUAGAGUACAAAUUCAACCCCUCCUUACUUACCACGGAAACGACUUGGCUCCGUCUGAACCAUUUUCUUUUAAAUAAUUAAGAUAACUAGUUAACGCAAACAUGAGUUACACGCCAAGAAAUGGUUUGGCAUGUAACUCGUGUAAAAAUGAAAAUAAUGAAUCAUUAUUUCAUGGACAGUUGAGGUGCAGGCAGGCUGACAUAAGGAAUAUUAUAUUCAUUGUAAUUUUCUCAAUGACAAGCUUUUUUUAAUCAGGAGACCUCGGUUCUUUUCAAACUGCUGAUGGUCCAAUCGUGUCAGCAUCUCUAAAUCUACUGUAUAAGUAGCUCACAAAAAUAUCAAACUAUUGCUUUAAGAGGCACAGUGUGUGAAAUGUAAUGGUGAAGUUGCAGCUGAACAUCCCUCACCUCUCCCUGUGUGUGUUGGAUGUAGCCUUCAGUUAUAGCAUCAAAACGUUCUCCAUUGUGUCCAAAACUAUUAAAAAAAACCAGAGAGCUCAUUCAAAUCCUUAUAUAAAUAUAAAAUAUGAAAAGCUCGUUCUGGGGUUCAGGGAAAGCAAUUAAAUUAAAUUAUGGCCAAAUCAAAAAUAAUUUCACCUACUUUUUACACACUAGACCGCCUAAUUCUACAGUAUGCACUUGUCUUUGUAUGCCCUCUCAAAUGUGACACACCUCAUUUGUAUUCAGUUUGACAGUGAGGCUAUGAAAACCUGGGUACAUUCAUGCAAAAAUGUUGCUUACGUGAAGGGAAAUUUCUGAGAAAUGCAAGUAAAAUCAGACAGCCACAGGAAUUGCUUGUUUUUCAUAGUAAUUUCAGCUCCCCAGUAUCCUUGAUUGCUAAUUCUGUUUACUUUGCAUGUCUCAUGUCAGCCGCUGGCCUCUUGUCUGUGUGUGUACGAGGGAUGUGAUGUGAGGCCGGUGAGUGGUUUACACCCCCAGCUCUGCUCUGUCGAUCGAUACGUGUUAUUUGAGAGUGUGCCGCGUUACAGAGUUUACUGACUGUAUUUAAAUAAUGAGCAAGGCUUCUCUUGUGGUGGAAGUAGCUUUGGGUUAGUUGCAGAUGUAGCAGGAGCUUGUAGGAGAAUCACACUUGAGGUGAUAAGUGUUACAUUAUUACAUUACAUUACAUUAUAAUAUAAUGCAAUGUAAUAAGUGUUAAAAUAAAGAAAGAAAGAAAGAAAGAAAUCACAUAUUUUCUUAAUGGCAACUUCCAGGAUAACAUGACAUUAGAUUGUCCCUUAAAAAAAAAGGGAUAAAAUCGAACGCUGCACUGCUCAAACAGAGCACUGAUGUCAUCACCUGCACACCUUACAAUCAUUGGAUUAAUCAACUGACUAAUGACAACUAAUCAAACAGGUGUUGAAUGCCGCCCGUGUAACCUGAUACUUUCCCCUACUAUUGAUUUGCGUAAUCAGUCUGAGAAUAAAACAUUUUGUGUGUCUGGCAGGUGUCGCCGCUCCAUCUCUGUAGUCAUUUCGGAAGCUGUAAAUGGCGAUCGUGUUGUAUUUUGGUCGCAUUGAGUUUAUUCCGCUGCAAAGGGUAACAGCACAUGAGGCGGAAAACAUGUUAAAACACGUCUUUAAUAGGAUACAAACAGAUGAAGCCACUAAAAAGAAAGAGCUGCAGCAGUAAUGUUUACACUCCCCACAAAAUAAGGUGUAUGAGCCAGCAGUUGUAUUUCUUUGUUAUACAUUGUAACGGUCACAGUAUAACUUAGAAAAUUGUCUUUUUCCCUUUGUAACAUUGUGAAAACAAACAGCACAAGUCUAUUUUUACUGCAUGGAAGAGGCAAUAACUGUUUGAUAGCUGAAAGGAGAAAAGCAGGAUGUGUGCAGGGCAUGGAGAGAAAAAAAAUAAUAGUGUUUUUCUUGCUUACUGAAGAAGUGGCAUGUGUGACCUGCAGUCUUUGUGCUAUGUAUGAGCCGGGCAUAUUGUUCUUAAUUAAAGUGACAAGGAAAUAACCUAUUCGUGGACGGGGUAAAGUGCUGGAAUACUAAGAAAACAAACAAUGCUGUUUUAUCUUGGAUUUCUCUUCAUUCUUUUGAAUAUUUCCUUUUGUGUGUCUAUGAAUACGUUGAUUAUACAGUUGUGCAUGAAUGUACCCAGUGCUUACAUUAAUAGCAUUAAAACUGAGGUGCCAGAGGAUUAAGGGAUGGGGUUUGUCAGAGUUGGUGCAGGCUGGAGACUCAACGUAAUUGCUGUAACAUGCAAGUUUGCUGAAACAAUUUCCAAGGUUCUUUGUUGAAUUUGAUUAAAGCUAUCCAUGUGAGUAGAACCAUGGCCACUUGGUAUUUGAGAAAAUGUAAUUUAAAACAAACUAUUGCCUUAAUUCCAAAAAGUGCAAACCUUGUAAUAUUAUCCAAGUUGAAAUGAUUUUACUAAGAAAAUCCAAUUCCGUGCGUUCGUGCUGCAGAACUCUAACUGUAAUGCAGUGAACGGCAGUUUUAAUUUGAGAGACUUUCAGCUGUCAUUUACAUUUUUACCUGUUUAGUUUUCCCUAACCUUAUAUUUAACUGCCCAUUACCUAGUGAUUCAGGGGUCUGUAAAAGGAACAUUCCCAACAUCGCUCAUUCUCUGUUCCACCUAGAAGGGCUUUGUCACAGUGUACCAUACAUCACGCCCACAAAAUAAUCUAUUCAGCUCCACGAGUGUGAUGUGAUUGCAUUAUUAGCAUACACACCCAAGAAAGACCAAAGUGCCAAAAAGUGGGGAAAGCAUUCAGACGACGUGACAGUCACAGGGAAUUUGGCACUUUGACUUUAAAUAUUAAGGAAUCAAACAGGAAACCUGCAUUUUUUAUACGAUUUAGAUUUAUUUUCUCCACUAAAUUUCCAUGCAGUAUUUUUUUUUUUGUUCACUUCCACACAAUGGCUAGGCAGUAUAGUGAGUGACUUGUUGACAGGAGGCUGACUGCAGUCUCACUAAAUAACUGGAAAAGCUGAGAUCUCAUUUUAGUCUGUCAGGGAAGAAGCAGUAUGUCACCAUUUGAUUCCUUGGCUGCUCACUCUGACACGUUUACCAGAGGGAAAACUGCCACCUCUUGCUACCUUCUCUUUUGGAGUUAGAGUGAAUUUUUACUUCUCCUUGUCUGCCCUGUCUGUCCUCCUCCUGUUUUUACCUGCGUUGAUUUGUAAUCACACAGCAGACAGGAGCAACAUGUGACUCCCCCCCUUUUCCAUUUUCCCUAAUUACCAGUAAUGCCGCUGACUGUGUGCGGGACGACAACACAAAUACAUUCACCAUUCUUUUAAAUGCCCCCGUGGAUGUGACGAGAUUUGCUGUAAUAUCAAGGCUGUGGAGAAAGCAGUGUUUCAGUGAUGUUAUCUAUCUUGUUCUGUGCUGCCACCCUGUAAUGAUGACCUGUCACUCUUCUCUGUUUUGUGCUCUAUAUUUAUAAACCGUAUGAUCAGGCUUCUUUUUCACUGUAUUUCUUUGAAUUUGUCACCCAUUUUUGUGCCAUACCUGCAACUAAUGAAAAAAUAAAGCAAAGGAAUAUUUUA
Molecule: messenger RNA, 10293 nt
Organism: Solea solea (common sole)
Lineage: Eukaryota; Metazoa; Chordata; Actinopteri; Pleuronectiformes; Soleidae
Product: MAM domain-containing glycosylphosphatidylinositol anchor protein 2-like
Exons: 18
Coding region: 930-3824 (964 amino acids)
Biological process (GO): cell-cell adhesion
Cellular component (GO): cell-cell junction; membrane
Molecular function (GO): cell adhesion molecule binding
Source: RefSeq, a predicted model, not a curated record